Molecule: messenger RNA, 1806 nt
Organism: Trametes versicolor FP-101664 SS1
Lineage: Eukaryota; Fungi; Basidiomycota; Agaricomycetes; Polyporales; Polyporaceae
Product: SET domain-containing protein
Exons: 11
Coding region: 1-1806 (601 amino acids)
Biological process (GO): chromatin remodeling
Molecular function (GO): protein binding; histone methyltransferase activity
Source: RefSeq, a predicted model, not a curated record
AUGUCGGACCAUGAAGACGACGCCCAUACGGCAACAAAUCCGAACAUAUUGGUCACCUCGCAAUUCAAGACAGUAUGGCAAGAGUACUACGAAUCGGAGUCAGACUUGUGUGCCCGGACUCUCUCUACCCUGUUGGUCGUGAAGCCAGCAAGACCGAGACGCCUUUCAGUCUCGACUACAGAAGUGGCUACUCAAGAAGCGCGUCCGAUUUCAGUCGCGGAGACAUUGCCCAGCUCCAACGACACCGUCUUGAGCUUUUAUACUCUAGCGGAUGAGCAGUGGAACAGCUCGUCCGUUGACGUUGAGACGAUCGUACAGAUCGAGCUCCCUUCGCCAUGUCCGGCGUACGAGUCUUGCGCCCCUCUUCAGCAGAACAUCUUGCAUGGAGACGAUCCAAACUUUAUGCCGUUUCUCCCAUAUGCCGAUGAACCAACCUUUGACAGUGCAGACCACGCGCUCGAGUAUAAGGCGCUGGCCUGGCAGGAAAAUUACCGCGAUCCAGAUAGUGAGUCUCGACUCCAUCGUCACGAAGCAUUCAGAUGGCUCACAAAUUCUGCAGCAUUAGAAAUUGUACUGGAAACCGCACGCAGGUUACACUCGGUGCACGGGUUGUCUCCUACCCAAAUCGACGACACCAAUGUGCUUCCACUCACUCUGCGAACGACUGACUCUAUUUUGUGGCCUGGCUCGUCACGAUUGUCAUGUGCGCUGCCGGACAUUCCUGCGCCCCGCGCAGAGGAUCUACGUAGACGUCUUCAAGACUACCUCACGUUAUGGUGUCCACAACCCGAUUGUCUCCAAGCGCACUGCUUCUCCCAUAGUAAACGCGUACAUCGCAUGAAUCCAGGUGUAUCAGCGACUUCAUUCCGAUGUUUACCAGCUACAAGCGCGUGCGGAAACAGCUGUAUCAUAGAAUCUGGAUCAACUUCUGAGGACGACGUGAGGUGGAGCAGCCAAGACAUCGAUGACUUGAGGACAAUCUCCCAACUCGGUACGCCAAUGACGUCCUGCGAUCUGGCAGUGUUAUGUCGUAAGCCGUGCUAUGAGGUUAGAAGUCGUCAAAAAGCACCCUUUCGGUGCGUGCUGUCGCUAUCCAGUGUCGGCGAAAUGCUCAUAGUAACUUCAAAUGACCCGUGCGCUCAUCGCGGGCCAUGCGGACAGAGUUCAGACUGCGCUUGCUUCCUCAACAAGGCGCAUUGCUCGCGGAACUGCCGCUGCGCGCGCGAUUGUUCUAGGAGGUGGCAGGGAUGCAAAUGCGCGCUGUAUGGGCGUCCGUCGAAGAGCAAGGCUCCACAGACGUGCUCUGGCAAACACUGUCCCUGUUGGAGUGCAAAUCGAGAAUGUGAUCCCGACGUGUGCCUGCCGUGCCAUCCCACUUGUCGAAGCAGGCAGCUACAAACAGGGAUACAUAAGGCGAGUCACCUGCGUAAUGAUUAUACUACUCUUGCUAAUCAAAGAGAUGCUACUGAGGUCAAGGCGGGGAAGUACGGGUUUGGGCUCUUCCUCACUCAGGAUGCAAAGCAGGGAGACCUCAUCACAGAAUACCUCGGGGAGCUCAUCUAUGAGCCGACAUUCCUUUGUCGCGACCAGCUCACGUCGCAUGUCGGCCGCAGCUAUGUCUUUUGCCUGAAUAAAAGCAUAUCCGUGGAUGCCUUUCCGGCCGGUAAUGAAGCGCGUUUUAUCAAUCACACGCCAUCGGAGGAGGCAAACGUCGCAGUCUCUAUAUUGCUUAUCCAUGGGGAGCAGCGGAUCGGGGUGUUCGCGAGUGAGUCGUCUUCGCCGCACAGUUCUCAGGGUGGGGGCUAA